CUAGCAUAACGAUAUUUCUACUAAUGUCUCGUCACCGGCCAUGCGUACAAUAUAUGGACACUCAAGGACAAAAAUGACGUCGAAUAUAGUUUAAGCACGGAGCAUAAGCAGCGGAGCAGAGGUUUCACUGGAUUCAGUUUUUUGCGGACUGCCAAAGGCUAGGUAUAUCAUCGACUUUGCGAUUCAAAACCGUUAUUAUGGCGCGCAAUAGAAAAUCACUUAGUUCUUUUGAGUUGCAAUUAGAGGUGGAAAAGGCAGCCGAUGAGUUACAAAAUUAUGAAAACAUCAGUGAUGAUUUUUCUGAUUAUUCAAAUUCAGAUUCCGACCCCACGUAUAAACAAACAGAUGACACAUGCUCGAGUGAAUCUGAUAACGAACCGUUAGCGAAAAGAAAGAAAAUUUCUAAUAAAGAAAACGUAACACCGACAGCGAAUGUACGAAAAAAGUAUACCUCUGGUUUUGACCCUUCACAUGAAGAUAUAGGUGCGGCAUGCGCGGGUAAAUCAAAAUCCAAUUAUAAACCUUUAUCGUGCAAACAGAACACUUUUAUGAAAGGAAAAAUAAAGCUUCUAACAGAUAUACCAAAAUAUAAUACAUCUGCAGGUCCGUCUUGUGAACAGGGACAUAUGGCAAUGGAGGACGAAUCAGAUAGCUCUUUGAAACAGGAUCAGAAUUUCUUGACAGAUACAGUCGAACUAGAAGAAAACACCUCUCAAGCCACAGUUUGGGGACCAGUUACAGGAAAUUUUGCAACUUUUGAACUUCCUUAUAAUCUUGGCAUUCCUGAAUAUUUGAAAAAUGAAAUGGCAGGUAAAAAUGAAUUGUCAUUUUUUGAAAUGUUUGUCUCUGAAGAUGUGAUAAAUAUGAUUGUGACUCAAACAAAUAUUUACGCAGAGCAACAAAUUCUUAGCGGAAUAAUAAACGAAACGAUUACGAAAGAUUCACGCCUAAAUUCAUGGAAAGACACUAAUUACAAUGAAAUUCGUACAUUCAUAGCGGAUGGGACUCGACUCAAAGCCAUCAUUACCUGA
This is a messenger RNA of Anthonomus grandis grandis, 1031 nucleotides long. RefSeq lists its product as uncharacterized. The transcript has 3 exons. Bases 198 to 1031 code for a protein of 277 amino acids. Lineage: Eukaryota; Metazoa; Arthropoda; Insecta; Coleoptera; Curculionidae. The record is from RefSeq and is a predicted model, not a curated record.